Messenger RNA from Umbelopsis ramanniana AG, 1523 nucleotides. RefSeq lists its product as uncharacterized. The transcript is spliced from 5 exons. Gene Ontology annotation, cellular component: membrane; intracellular membrane-bounded organelle. The coding region runs from base 41 to 1240 and encodes 399 amino acids. NCBI's taxonomy places the organism in Eukaryota, Fungi, Mucoromycota, Umbelopsidomycetes, Umbelopsidales, Umbelopsidaceae. Gene Ontology annotation, biological process: transmembrane transport. The record is from RefSeq and is a predicted model, not a curated record.
CACUUCUCUCAAUUUACCUCUUCUUUCCCUUCUUCAAUUAAUGUCAAAACGUAAUGCAACGCUGAUUCUAGUGGCAGGAAUGCUAGUGUCUGGCGUGGCCAACACCAUCCUCAAUAAGCUACAAGAUAUGCAGUGUGUGGAGAAUUGCUCUGAUCCUGAUCCUGAAAAGAGAUUGUAUUUUGAGCAGCCAGUUUGGCAAACCUUAAACAUGUUUAUUGGUGAGACAGGUGUAUGGAUAGUGUACCUAUUUCAACUAUGGCAAAAGAAGCACUUGCGUCUUGAAGACGAUGAUGAAGAAGUAGUCCCCUCGGCUGUGAAUCAACUGGAUGCUGGCGUAGUGGUAGACGAUGCUGAUAGAAUCCUGAAGGAAGCUCAUCCAACAGAGGAAUUGGCUGGAUGGAAGAACUUUCUCUUCUGGAUACCAACUAUAUGUGAUUUGACUGCCACCACUCUCAUGAAUGUCGGUCUUAUCUACACGGCUGCUAGCGUUUAUCAAAUGCUUCGUGGAGCCGUGGUCAUCUUCACUGGAGUUUUCAGUUAUUUUUUCCUAAAGCGUCGCAUGACAAGGUGGCAAUGGAUUUCUCUCUUCCUCGUAGUUUCUGGUGUGUCCAUUGUUGGACUUUCAAGUGUUCUCUAUCCUCAAGAACGUCCAUCUGUGUUUGGUGAUGAUGAAACGGAAGUUCCCUUUGACUGGCAGUCCUUCCUUGGCGUUGCCUUCGUUCUUGGCGCUCAGAUUCUGACUGCUACUCAAUUUGUUGUAGAGGAGAAGAUCAUGUCCAGAUACCAUGUCAAACCACUCCGUGCUGUCGGCUUAGAAGGCUCGUUUGGUUUGGUGUCGGUGUUGGCUGGUAUGCCUAUCCUGUACGCUAUAUAUGGCAAUUCCAGACCGUUUUUCGAUAUGCCACGUGGAUGGCAUCAAAUUACGGCAAAUCCUGCUGUUUGGGGUACAGGUAUUGCCAUUGCCUUCUCCAUUGCCUUCUUCAACUUUUUCGGUCUUAGCAUUACCACCACCGUGUCUGCCACUGCUCGCAGCACCAUCGAUACCUGCAGAACGUUGUUCAUUUGGAUGGUGUCAUUAUAUCUUGGUUGGGAGCGAUUCUCAUGGGUGCAAGUCAUUGGUUUUGUCAUCUUGGUUCUUGGUACCUUCAUCUUCAACGACGUCAUCAAGCCUCCGUUCUUCAACGGUGAGGAGGGGCCUGAAACGUCUCCACUGCUUAGAGAAGAUGAAAAUGAACAAUAAUGAAUGAGUUCCAUAUGAUUUGGAUGGAAAUUUUUUGAGGUUAAAAAGCGAUGUGUUCAUAUCAUAAUGUUAGUGAUGAUUUGUUGAUGGUGCCUUUGCUUGUUUGGGUUUAUUUCUUUUCUCUUACGUAUUGGUUCAUUCGUUGUUACUCUCCUGUUUUCGUUUCUUUUGUCUUUUGCGCUUUUUCUUUGUGUAAGUUAAUUUUCACACAUUUCGAUCUUCAAUACAAAAUCAUUGGAUGCUGCUUCUCCAUGAUCGCUAUUACAAACAUUGAAGGUACAUA